UGUAUAAGUGUGGAUGGUUGGCUUGUGUUUCAGAGUGAAAUUCAGACUGAACUCAGCCCUCUGGGAUGUGAGCAGCAGAGUGUCAUCGGGACCCCUACUGGAAUAGGACGCCGUUAUCAGCAGUGAGAAGAUGGACUCUCAGUGUUGUGCUGAUCAGCGUUCCUCCCCACAUCAAGUUCAGCUUUAUCUGCACUUCCUUCAUCAGGCUGACCAUCACCUUGACUCCCUGCAUCAAGUUCAGCUUCAGCUGCUGUCUCUUCAUCAAGCUGACCUUCACUGGGGCUCUCUAGGUCAUCCAUGGUCAGAUGUACCAGCUAUCCCAACAUUGUGCUUUUCAUGUAUUCGAGGAUUCUGCGUAUCUGCGGGUGUCUCGGGAAUACUGUGUAGUUUGUAGCUCUCGAAUGCCUCCCCAGAAUGCCUGUGGUACAAGUGGGCGGGAUAUUCUCUCACCGCAUAGUCCUUCUAGUUUUCACCAGCAACUGCCUGCUCUUCCAUGAAACCUACAGUCAGAAACCUGCCAAGCUCCCUCUGAUUAAACAGAAGCCAUUUAUUGCAGCCUGGAAUGCUCCACUAGACAUGUGCACCUUCAAGUACAACAUCACAGCCAAACUUGACCAUAUUUUUCACAUACAAGGAAGCCCACGUGCUAACUGGACAGGACAGAACGUCACUAUAUUCUAUGCCAACAGGCUUGGUCUCUACCCCUACUACAACCCACAAGGCAGCGCCGUACAUGGUGGCUUACCCCAAAACAGCAGCCUGGACCGCCACUUGCUAAAAGCUUACCAAGACAUCACUCACUUCAUACCAGCAGAAGACUUCCGUGGUCUAGCUGUGAUAGACUGGGAAUUCUGGCGGCCUCAGUGGAGUCGGAACUGGCACAAAAAGGACAUUUAUCGGCACAAAUCCAGGGAGCUGAUAAUGAAAGCGUACAUUAAUGUUACUCUGGCCCAAGUGGAGGAGCUUGCACGGCGGCGGUUUGAGAAAAGCGCCAAGGUGUUCAUGCAACGGACAAUUCAGCUAGGAUCAUAUCUCCGCCCAAAUGCCCUUUGGGGUUUCUACCUUUACCCUGACUGUCAUAACUACAACAUGCACGAAAAAAAUUAUACUGGUGUCUGCCCCUUGCUGGAGAAACUGAGGAAUGAUGAGCUGCUGUGGCUUUGGAACAGCAGCACAGCAUUAUUUCCUUCUGUGGGAAUCAGAAAAACCCACAGAGACAGCAUCCAAAAUCUGCACUUUUCUCAAUACAGGAUCAGGGAGGCACUACGAAUUGCAUCCCUGACCUCUAAGGAGUAUGACCUCCCCACCUAUGUGUACCUCAGACUUGGCUAUCGGGAUGAUGCCCUGACCUUUCUAACUACAAAUGAUUUGAUCUACACCAUUGGAGAGAGUGCUGCUUUGGGGACUGCAGGAUUCAUUAUAUGGGGAGACUUAAAUUUGACAUCUUCUAAGAAUAACUGCAGCAUGGUGAAGUCCUUCAUCAGUCAUCGCCUUGGUCACUACAUCACUAAUGUCACACGAGCCGCUGAAAUCUGCAGCCACACUUUGUGCCAGGGCAACGGCCGAUGUGUUCGCCGGGAGCCCCGCGCCCACCACUACCUCCACUUGAGUGCUGACAGCUAUCACAUUCAUUCCUCUGGGGACGGAGCCUUCACGGUUACGGGGUGGCACUCCCAGCAGGAUCUCCAGCUCCUGACAAAGACGUUUCGAUGCCACUGCUAUGAAGGACACGAUGGAGACAACUGUGACAGCAUCAACAAAGUAAAGGAGGAGGAUGAGCUGUGGAGGGAAGAGGAUGACAAAGAAGACAGAAGAAGAGUAGAUUGGGAAGAGGAACAAGGUGAACGAGCAGAAGGAAGAGAGAAUGCUGCACUACCAACGAGCAGCAGCCAUUGCUUAAUCGUAUUUGUGCUUCUGUUCAACAUCCUGCUUGUGGGGGAAGUUUAAUCAUCACAGAAGUCACUAUAAAAGCAGCUUUGUGUUUUAUCUCAAACACAAUUACUGUGACCGUCGAUAUGACUGUGCUGAAUCAGAAAAAUUAAUGUUCCAGAUGAGUCAUUAAAGAACUUAAACAUCAUCUGUUCAGCGUUGAAGAAUAUUGCAUGUCAGAUACUAGGACAUUUUUCUAUUCAUGGUCCACAGAGUCUAAACUUAAAUUAAAGACAUUCCAGCUAUUACUGUGUAGGGAACAGGAACCACUGUGGAUAUGUCACCAGCAUUAGCAUUACUUUAUUGAGCUAUGGUAACAAAUGGAUUUUCUCAUUGUAUAAAGUUCUAUUCUUAUUCCUAUACAUAACCUCUUGAAGAUCAUUUCAAUAAGGAGAUCUUGAAAGUUUGAUUUAAAGUUUUAAUAGUGCAGCAGGAAUUUGUGCAUGAAAUAGCUUGGACGCUGAUAGCGGUUAAGCCCAGACCGCGCCGAAGCGGAGAGCCAGGAAGAGAACAUGCUGGGGGUGGGCCAGUAACACGUCUGAAAUGCAGAAAAACAAACUUCUAUGAAUGUAAAGGCAGGAAGUUGACUGUGAUUGGCUGGGAAGAAAACAAGCACUUUAGCUAUUGGCUCAGAGUAAGGACAUAAUGAGUGACGUGCAGAGGGAAGAAUCAGCAACGCAGCAAACCUGAAGAUGAGCUUCACUUCGGUAAAACCCACAGUAAGCCACAGUAAUAACAAAUAUUCCACUACCACAUGGAGAUUGUAGGAAUCAGUGCUAGUUUUGCAAUUUUUAAAUAAUGUAUAAUAAAAUCUUUUUAUCAAAUUAAAAGAGCAUGAAUUCUUUUUUUAUUUUCAAAAUGACUGGAGUUAAAAAGAUGCUAAAUGAGAAACACAAUAGUUCUCAAUAAAAACUGUUCCCGGACCGUAAAAUAGCUGUUAAUUUUUUUUUUCCUUUAGCUUUUUUAUGCAUUUAUUUUACUGCCAAUAAAAGAAAAGCAAAGCAUGGGAAACAUGAUUGUUAUCGAAUGCACCGCAGCAGCAAUCUUCUUCUGGGCAACAGUAAAUGUAAGAAUUGGCAGGCAGGAGCAGCAGCUGUGAACACACAUUGGUUCCUGUCAACAACAUAAACAGUUUUUAGGUGUAUACAGACAGGACACAUUUGGUUCUGAACCAGAGUUCACUUCACCUGAAAAAUUCAGAACUAAUUUGCAGUCUGAAUGCACUCAAGCAGACCCUGGUCCUGUUGGCGCUCUCUGACCCAUCAAUCGAGGAGGUCGGUCUCAGUUCAUUUCCAAUCUGACUGAGCUGCCGUUCACUAGGAGUUUUUCUCAGGUCUGACUAGGAUCCGUGCUCAGAGUGGAUGAGCAGUGAAAUGUUUCAAGAAAGAAGAUUUUAAGUCUAGAUGCCGUGACUCAACUUGACAACAUGACAAAACUUUUUACCUUUAUAUUUAAUACUUGAAAUAGUAAGAUUGUUUGCUGUUUAGACAAAAGUAAUUCAUCUUUUAAACCCGUUUUGACCCUUUCUGGGUGACGGGGCUGCUGGAGCCACGCGUGGGUGAAGGCAGGGACAUCCUGGGCAGCCGGGACUUGAACAAGGGGGCCUUCUUGUUGUGAGGCAGCCACCAGAGCGCUAACCACUAUACCACCAUGCAGCCCAAGGCAAAAUUCUCUAAAAAUGUUAUGUUGUACCAAAAACUUGGUAUAGUAUAUUUUUUCACCCUUUCCGGAAAGCAUGAGACAGCACAGUGUCCAAACCACAUUUAUGCUCAGAGAAAUGUCAGUCAUGUAACUUCCUUCUCUUGCUGGACAGACUUCACUAAGUAUGUUACCAUUUGACAAAGAAACGGAACAGCUACUGUCAUAAUAUAAAGGUGCUAUGUCAACUGCGCUGUAAAGUCAAAUUUUACCAUCGCCAUAGAUGUAUGUUUGCAAAGUCUAUAUGGCAAAACCACAAUAAAGUGUUGCAGAAAUGUAGACUAACACAUUUUUCAAACUGCAAUGGAAUUCUUCAGUGUGGCCUGAUGGUCAUAAAGAAUGACACAACCUUAACCUGUUACACUGUAAAAAACGAAAAAUGUUUCUAUUGAUUUUUAAAAAUCAGGUUUAAAGAAUAGCAAUGAAUGUAACUCAAAGUAAAUCAUGCUUCAGUGUGAUCAACUGUCCCUCUUAGUAUGUACACUACAGACAGCUUAAUCAAUUAUCAAAGAUGGUUCAAAUGAUUGAUUUCUAAUUAUAUUAAUUCACUUGCUCCAAAAAAAAAAA
Molecule: messenger RNA, 4194 nt
Organism: Oryzias latipes (Japanese medaka)
Lineage: Eukaryota; Metazoa; Chordata; Actinopteri; Beloniformes; Adrianichthyidae
Source: RefSeq, a predicted model, not a curated record